AUAAGCUCAUGAUUGACUCUGCCCGCAAACAUUUCCCAAGCAUCCCGAAAGAUGUGGUCGCGUUGCAGACCAAUCAACUCGAUGCUUGCAAUGGCCACUAUGUGGACAUCACGGCUGAAAUAUGGGACGAUGGCAUUGACUUGCUUAACGUCGUUGAGGUGACUCGGCGUGCGGAAAUGACAUCGGCGCCAAGUCAGGUUAACGAACAGGACAGCUCGAACGAUGACAAAGUCACAAUCAAAGUUGUUCUUCCAUCUGGCGAGAUUCAGACUGCUGAAAUCUCGAGGGGAAUGCGGGUGGAACAACUUGUUGCUGAUGCUAUGCAGGCAUUUAGUCUUACCCCUAUCGAGGUAGCUUUGAGUUUUGGGGUAAUGAUGGAUGCGGAGCGAAGUAUCGGAUCGUACGACAUCAAAGAUGGUGACUGCAUCAAUCUUCGAUUUUAUCGGCCUCGGAAUCGGAUACUUGUUAAAAAACCAGUCAUUUAUCUAUACUCGCCCUUCGAUAUCGAUGCUUCUAUCAAGCUCUCCCUUCUUCCCGAGUGGAGCCUCUCUGUCAUCUAUCCCAUUGUUACCGCAGGAGACCACGGACAUCGUUUAGAAUGGAAUGUCCACACCCAUCAAGAUGGGAGUCUGACUGAGCGUAAUUCUGGGUUAGACGUGUCGUACUUGUUUUGGGAGGCGGAGACAAAUGUGCAAGCAUUUCCCCGGUCACCAGCAUCCAAACCGCAACCAGUGGAUACAUUCAAUCCAAUAUCCAGCAGUCUCAAUGAUAUGGAUUCAAUUGUCAUCCCAGUGGACAAAGCAACAGUUUACCUCGAUAAAUCACUCAAGGUUUUGGGACUUCACACCGAAGCUAGAACAUCAUUCAUAACAUACUGGCUAGCAUCUAUCCUUAAACACGAAUACAUUGCCCUCCGAUUUGUCCCUCAAGCGGCAUAUGAACGCGCCGCUUCUUUACGCAUUUCUCCGCAGCCUGAUGUCGUGACUCGUAUAUUCAUGUUGUUCAAAGGUAUCUGUAAGGGGCACUUAGCAAAUUGGGUCAACGCACAAAUGCAAGCAGAGAAAGACGUUGCUUGGUGGGUGGAUGUAGUUGGAGUUGAUCCUACAAGAGCUGGUGAUGCGACUUUGUUCAGGGUGUUGGAAUGGGGCGGGAUGGAGGUUCUCAUCUAAUAUUCUAUCAGAUUACUCAAU
This is a messenger RNA of Suillus subalutaceus, 1190 nucleotides long. RefSeq lists its product as uncharacterized. The record is from RefSeq and is a predicted model, not a curated record. The transcript is spliced from 4 exons. Lineage: Eukaryota; Fungi; Basidiomycota; Agaricomycetes; Boletales; Suillaceae. Bases 9 to 1169 code for a protein of 386 amino acids.